Messenger RNA from Pygocentrus nattereri (red-bellied piranha), 6340 nucleotides. Its product is annotated as nuclear factor 1 X-type-like. Bases 772 to 2454 code for a protein of 560 amino acids. NCBI's taxonomy places the organism in Eukaryota, Metazoa, Chordata, Actinopteri, Characiformes, Serrasalmidae. Gene Ontology annotation, cellular component: nucleus. The transcript has 14 exons. Gene Ontology annotation, biological process: regulation of transcription by RNA polymerase II. Gene Ontology annotation, molecular function: DNA-binding transcription factor activity, RNA polymerase II-specific; RNA polymerase II cis-regulatory region sequence-specific DNA binding. The record is from RefSeq and is a predicted model, not a curated record.
GCGCGCGUGUGUACAAUCUCGGAUUAAGGCUAGCGGGACUGCAGCGCGAGCGCUUCGCCUGCUAGCAUAACCGCCACGGAGGAGGCGUAGAAGGAGCGAGGAGGAAGAGGUGGAGGAGGAGGAACAGCGGGGAGGUCGGGGGCCUCGGGUGCGCAGAACUGUGGAGGGUGAAGCCAAGGAGGAGAAGAGGAGAUGAAAGGAGUAGAAAACGACACGAGCGCGAUUUAAAAGUUCGCGGUGGGGGAAAUUCGCCGGAGGGAGAGCUCCGUUAGAAGAAGCGAAAGAGGAGGAAGAAGUGGUGGAAGAGGAAGACAAGGGGCGAGUUCGGGGACCCUCAGCGAGGACAGCGGUAGAGAGUGUAGAAGAGGGGAAGAAGAGGAGAGAAGAGGAGGAGAGAGGGACACCGGCGAGAUUUAAACGUUAAAAACUCACCGAGAAGGCUAAAAGCUCCGGUUUCUAGACGCUUCGCCUCGUUGUGUGUGGAGCAGCAGGUUGAGAGAGAGGGAGACGGAGAGAGAGAGAGAGAGAGAGAGGGAGAGAGGGAGAGAGAGAAAACUCUGAAGCAGUCUGAACUCUCUCCGCGCUGCUGGCAGACUUCGCUGAAGUUUCUUUUUGUUUUUUUCUCCUUCGGUAUCACCGAAGAAACGGAGCCGUACCCGUUCCCCGGCUCUCAUCCUCCCUCUCCGCGUGUUACCAGUUUUUUCACUCGAAGCCUUGAAGGGGAGAGAGCAUGGGUGUCUGAGGCUGCUGGCGAGUUUCCCCUGCACAACCAUGGCCACAGAAUCGUAUCUGGUGCAUGAAGAGGCGAGCAGAGGAGCCGGGCUAGCGGAGUGUUUCCUCGUUCCCGACACUUACAGGGAUGAGUUCCAUCCCUUCAUCGAGGCGCUCCUGCCGCACGUGCGUGCCUUCUCCUACACCUGGUUCAACCUGCAGGCACGCAAGCGCAAGUACUUCAAAAAGCACGAGAAGCGCAUGUCCAAGGACGAGGAGCGUGCUGUGAAAGACGAGCUUUUGGGAGAAAAGCCUGAAAUAAAGCAGAAGUGGGCCUCGCGCCUGCUGGCCAAGCUCCGCAAGGACAUCCGGCCCGAGUUCCGCGAGGACUUUGUGCUCAGUGUGACGGGCAAAAAGCCGCCAUGCUGCGUCCUCUCCAACCCGGACCAGAAGGGCAAGAUGAGGCGCAUUGACUGCCUCCGACAGGCCGACAAGGUGUGGAGGCUGGACCUGGUCAUGGUCAUCCUCUUCAAGGGCAGCCCGCUGGAAAGCACGGACGGAGAGCGGCUGGUGAAGUCGCCUCAGUGCUCCAACCCCACCCUCUGCGUCCAGCCGCACCACAUCGGCGUCUCCGUCAAAGAGCUGGACCUCUACCUGGCCUACUUUGUCCACUCGCCAGAAUCAGCACAAUCAGACAGUUCCAGCCAGCAGGCAGACUCGGACAUCAAACCUCCACCAAACGGACAUUUGAGCUUCCAGGAUUGCUUUGUAACAUCAGGGGUUUGGAACGCGGCCGAGCUUGUACGAGUGUCACAGACCCCGGUUGCCACGGCGUCCGGUCCUAAUUUUUCAUUGGCUGACCUUGAGAGUCCGGGUUACUACAACAUCAACCAAGUAGCGCUGGGCCGGCGCUCGCUGACAUCACCACCGUCUACCAGGUGGUGCUCCAGGGCCGAGGUGGAGCUGUACGCAAGUCUUCCUCGGAGCUCCACUAAGCGUAAGUCUAUAGAUGACAGUGAAAUGGACAGCCCAGUGGAUGACGUAUUUUAUUCCACGCGCUCUCCUGCUGGCACCAGUUCACAGUCCAGCGGCUGGCCCAACGAUGUGGACACAGUGCAGCACCACUUGGCGAGCAUUCAGGAGAGGAAGAUUAAACAUGAAAAUGAUGGCGUGCAGUUUCCUUACCAUGGGCUGUCCUCUCCCGGGUCUCUAAAGAAGCCAUCGGGGAAAUUCGAUUUCGGCGCCCUGUCGGCUCAGACGAGGUCCCCCCGCAUGGCCUUCACACACCACCCACUGCCCAUGCUGGCGGGAGUGAGACCAGGGAGUCCCCGUGCCUCUGCCUCAGCCCUCCAUUUCCCCUCUCCCUCUAUCAUCCAGCAGUCCAGCCCGUACUUCACUCACCCCACCAUUCGCUACCACCACCACCAGGACCCGCUCAAGGAGUUUGUUCAGUUCGUCUGCGCUGAUGGCACAGCCCAGCCUGGCGCUCAGCCUAACGGGAGCGGUCAGAGUAAAAUGUCCGGCUCUUUCCUGCUGCCUCCGCCUCCUCCGGUGGCGCGGCCGGUGCCCCUCCCCAUGCCCGACCCCAAACCCAGCCACACACACCCCGACGGGGGACUCGGCUCACCCACAUCACCCUCAUACUCCUCGCCAAGCUCCACAGCUUCCAACAGGUUUGUCGGCAUCGGAGCACGGGACAACUUUCUAAACAUCCCACAGCAGACACAGUCUUGGUUCCUUUGACAAGAUCCUUCUGAAACACACAGACAUGAGGUCUGUAGCCGAAACGGGAAACACAAAGCUAGGUAUGGACUGCAAUUAGCAUAUCACACACCCCAAUUGACUUAAACCUGCAAGCACCCUGAAACCUUCAACAUGAGCCCCGUAAUGAGGAAUCCAGAAACCUUCCAUGUGAUUCUUCGUACCUGAAACACUUCCACAUGAUUCUACAAAAAGCCUGAAAAACUUCCACACGAUUCUUCAAAAACCUGGAAGUCUGCAUGAUUCUGCAAAUCUGGUAAGAGAAAAUAAAACAAACCAGAUAACAAUGACACAGAUCGUGUCAUGGAAUGGAUGAUGUUCGGAAACCGGAAAACUCUUUUGAAUAAAACAAACAAACAAAAUAAGACUUGAUUCCAUUCAGGAUGAAAAAAGAGACAUCUCACUAAGUCUUUAUAAUGUUACCAAGGCAACCUGAAUAUUGACCAAUCCUACUUUUUUCAUCCGUCAUUUUUCUUGUUUUCAAUCAUCCACCAAUCACGCAGCAAGAGAUUCCGUUUUCACUCAGCCACAGUUUUAGCUGGUUGGUUGAGAUUUAAUAAUUGCUGUACUUUCUGUCCAAUGAAAAAUAUGUCAAAGGACGAAUUACCUGGAUUAAUUAAUUCCGCCUGCAUGACGUCAUCUUCAUUCUCCACAUCGAUCAUCUACACCAUUCAGCCGUGCUUCACCCUUAAGCCAGUGGUUUGAGCAUGGCCAGACCCAUCUGAUUGGACGAGAAAUGCACCGCUCUGAUUGGCUUGCUUCCAGUUGGCCAGCUUCCAGUGGGGGAUGCUAUCCAAAUAUGUUUGACAUGCACAAGAAAUUUCUGUGACUGAUUUCUUGUCACAUAGUGACUGACUGACAGGGACACAACGUUUGAUGUGAAGUUUACCCUGUACACGUAUGCACUAUUCAAAAUGAGAUUUGAUAAGGGAUGACUUUUGUGUGGGGGUUAAAAUACUGUGAUCAGUACUGGCAGCAGGGCGAGCUAGCUUUGUGAUAAAACUUCUUUGUUUUGUUGUCUUUUUUUUUUUGGCAAGCAGGCUGUCGCAGCACAAUAGGGUCGCCUUGGCACCCUUUCUCACUCUUAUACACUCACAUACACACAAACACACUGAACACAAACACGUCUUUCCUAGCAAUACAGUACAAAAAAACAAACAAAAGUUAUUAGGGGUGGGCAAUAUGGCACAAAUAUAAUAUCACAAUACACAUCGUCAUAAUACGCAACACAUAUUAUAUUUAGUUUUUCUGUGGUUUGAUGAGUUGGAAAAAAGCCUCAGUAGUGCCACAUUUCAAAAAUACUGUCAAAAACUAAGAACAACACUGUGCUGCACUAAAUCCAAUUAAACAGGAUUUAUUAUGCUUUAAAUAUUAAUAAUGUCCACAGAAUUCUCAAAAAAGCACAUUUCUUGUUACAGUAAAAUAAUGCCAUAUUUCCCACCCCAGCAACAUGCAACUGACCACCUACAAUCAAGUUUGUCAUUAUCAGCUAAUCACAGUAAUAUCGAUAUUAGCAAUAGACCGAAGACAGUGAUGGAUAAUGUUGUAUGAAAUAAAAGUGUUGUAAGGCCUUUAUGAAUGCAUGAUGCUCUUGUUAUAGUCAGCCAUGGUAGUUACAAUGCUGUGGCACAAUUAUAACAACAUCGAAUAAGAGAUUUGUUAACACUUUACUAAAAGGCAGCAUUUGUAAGGCUUCUUUACAAUGACAUAAGCCCGUAACGGCGACUGACAUAAUACUCUAUAAACAUUUAUAAAGGCAUAAAGGCUGCUUUUGUCCAUGCUGAUGUUAUUUCACCUCAGACAUUUGUUGGAAUGAGCCUUUUUAGGUGUUUAUGUAGGUUUUUGUCAGAUUUAUAGGUGUUGUGUAGCCUUAUGAACGCCACUCUUAUGCUGCGCUCAUGAAGGGUUUAUGACGCAUACCAUUACAGUAUGUACUACCGUCCUUCAGUUUCAGUGCUACCAUUUCAGUGUCUAAACAUUAGUCAGAAGUUCAGAAAAAAAGUCUUUCUCUGCUGAUAUUCUUCUGGGUUUUUCUUUUGUUUUGCAGUUGGCUUUGUUUUGUUUUCUCUCAUUGUCUUUUUGGUUUAGUUUUAACCGGUGUCCUUUUGUGUUGUCUUGGUUUAUUUUUGGCUACAGAACUGCUGCAUGCGAGUUUACUUUGGGUUUGCUUACAUUUCCUGUCCCAGUUAACAACAACAAAUAUUUUAGGAUGACUUCAUUUUUCAAAACCAUAGCAGCUGGAUAAUAUCAACAUUUCUCUUGGGAUUACAUGGUUUAGGGUUGUUGCUAUAGCGACAGCCUCCUUCAUCAGUACUAUAUCAUACCCUGCCCUCCGGUCGCUUUCAUCCUCAGUGCUCACUCCCUGUCCAAGAUGGAGGUUGCUCUUCAUAUCGCUGACAUCACUUCCUGCAUGUUCUGUUUCUGUGAUUGAGUUCAUCAUUCAACAGCUGCCAGUUUAAUCCAUAAUGUCCUGCAUAGCAACGCCAGUAAUUGUGGUGUGAGCAUCACAGAUCUAAAUGGAGCAUAUGCACACACACACACACACACACACACGCAUAUACACACAAACAUGAAAGCACACACUCAGUUUGCGCUAUGACAUACAACUGAAACCCUUAAAACUAACAAAGGGACGCUUUUCAUUCAGCUUGGCCCAUGCUAUUCCUCAUACGAUUAUUCUUAUUUAAUCUCAACAUGAACAAACCAAUAACAGCAUUAGUGUCAUAAUCCAGCAAUACACUACAUACACUCUAAACUAGGGCUGUCACAAUUGACUGUAUUAGUAUUUGAGUAAUUUGCCAUCUUUUUGUCUAGAUGUAGUUUCAGGCCCUAUUGACCUGAUUUUCUUGAACAGCUUCAUGAGGAGCCUCCUGAAAUAAAGAAGAUACACACAUGCUGAGACCCUGUUGUCACUGAAAACCACUUGUUUUCCAUUUUAAAUUAAGUACAGUAAGUUUUAAUUUUUCUAGAAGUUUCAUACAUAAGCAUCUUUUCACUAUUUGCAUUUUUAAGGUUAAUAAAAAUAUAUCAUUGUUGUCUGAACAAAACUUCACCUCUCCAAAAUGGUGACUUUACAGGAGAAGGAAAAAGCAUACUUUACUUUUAAUGUAAGUCAAUGGAACCAGAUGUUUUUUCCAAGUAAUUUUGGGCUGUUUCAUUUGGACCAUUUGUCAUGAAAUUUAUACACAAUUUACAGCAGCAAUAUUCAGUUACAUGUCGAAUUGUGUCUGUAUAUGUACGCUGUGUACGCUGAUUCAUCGGGAAGGUACAUUUUAAUGGUAAUUGUGACAGCCCUAGUCAUAAACACUACAUAUAUGCGCUCAAAACCACUGCUAUCACAAAAUAACUGGACUGCCUGGCUGUCAGUCACAUGUCAGGGAUUCUCGUUGGCUGAGACCAGCUCAAAGCCCCGCCCCCUCUUUGGCUCUUCCACGCAGCUCAGUAAAAUUCCCCACCAUGCGUCAAAGUGCCUCUGUAUCCCCCCUCUAUAUGCAACUUAUCUGGCAUUGAUUUCAGGGUGUGUACUCUGUGUAUAAGCUACAGAAUUAAUGUACUAUAAUGUAUCAUGGCUUAGCAAGAACCAGAACAUAGGAGACUGGAAACAUCGCAAUUUAUAAAUAUAUAUAUUAUCCAGACUUAAUAUCAUUCUCGUACAUGCUGUAUAUAUAUGGAAAUAUGUAUAGUAGCUCUUCUAUGAAAUAUGGCAGUCUAGUUAUUUUUUGACAUUUUUCCCAGUCAGUGAUGUCAUCUCACAUUGUCCUCCAGGUCAAAAAGAAAAUCAUCAUCCAACCCAUGAAAAAAAAAAACAUCACCAUAGUGUGAGUUAUCACUCCUGGUCCUGGCCUGUAGGUGAAACGAUACAAAACAC